This is a messenger RNA of Naegleria fowleri, 714 nucleotides long. RefSeq lists its product as uncharacterized. Lineage: Eukaryota; Heterolobosea; Eutetramitea; Acrasida; Naegleriidae. Bases 1 to 714 code for a protein of 237 amino acids. The record is from RefSeq and is a predicted model, not a curated record. The transcript has a single exon.
AUGAAGAGACUUUUGGAACGUGAGGAGAACGAUGAAGAUUUUAAUGAUGAUGGUAAUCCUGCUUCACAAGAGGAUCUAGACGAACUUCUUUCAAAUCCACGAAAGGCCUAUCGAGUCUUGUAUCAAGUGAAAGCAGUGGUUCUUGGAUCUAAGAAAACCAUUUAUAGAGAAUUUGUCAUCUCUGCAACAAUCUUGUUCAAGAAUUUGCAUGAAUUAUUGGUCUUAUUGUUUGGAUGGGAUGAUGUUUCAAAUUAUCGAUUUACUGGAAGUAUGGAUGGAAAUGCAUGCACCAUUUCUAAGAGAUCAAGUAAGAAUAACUUGAGUGCUGCUUCUACCAAGUUUCACCAAGUGUGUCCGAAUAUUGGUGAUCAAUGUGUUUGGAUUCCUGAGGGAGGCAAGGAUAUUCAAGUUCUACUGACUGUGGAGGUCAUUAAUACUUCAGGACACCUAGAGAGUACUCCUCGAUGUGUGGGACUCCUUAACAAAAUUGAUUUUACUGAGGGCAAAGAAGGAGUCUUACAAGAAAUGGACACAAACUUGGAUCGAGUGAAUUCAAAGCUCAAGAACAAAAGAUUUGCUGCCAACUCGUCGAGUAAUAAGACUAGUAAGCAAGGAGUCAAGUUAUUGGUUUCACGGGGUACGACUUCCUCACAAUUCAGAGCAUUGGAGAACAACGUGUACAGGCAAAAAUUACGAACUGGACCAAUAAUUUAG